CAACACUGAACACGAUCUAGAACGUGGCAGAAAUAUAAUAACAUACGCUUUGCUUUUGUGAUUGUUUUCAUCAUUUUUGUGAGAAGAACUGAGAAAAAGAACGUAUGUUUAACUUAAAAGUCUUUUAAGUUCCAUUAAAUUUUUGACAAUAACAAGUUCAAAAUUGAUCUUACUAAGAUUCUUAGUAAUCUAAGUGAAAUCCCUUGCACUCUCAUUCAGCAUUUGCAAAAUAUUAGUAUUAGCAUUGACAUCGAAAUGUGAUUCUUAUAUUUUUAUUAUUAUGACUUCAGUAUCAGACAAAGAAACAUGUAUGAUGGGUAUACCUGCAUGAUUUUAGUGAUAUAUUUGUUGACUGCGGCUAUUCGGACCCGGGUAUCAGAAGUGAGAGGGUGGGUUUAUUGUAAGGGCUUGUAAGACAAAAUUUGGUAUGCUAUUCAGUCCCUGGUCCCUUUUGAUUAAAUAAUAAAUGCUAUCGGGAUGCCAUUUGUGGUAGUUUAUGUUCAUUAAACUGAAGAAGUGGUAAGCCGAAGAAGUAAAUUUACAAACAUAUAGAUAGUCCAUUCAAUUAUAGGUAUAAUUAUAUUUCAUUUGAUACCAAAUUUUGUCUUACAAACCCAAAAAUAAUAAUAUUUUAAAUAUUUUUUUAAUAACAUCUCACUUCUGAUACCCGGGUCCGAAAAGCCACUUUGAUAUUUGUAGGCUAUGUAUGCUUAUGCCCCAUCUUAUCACUUAAAAGUUACUUUCAUAGAUAUUAGGACUGCACUAGGUUAGCAAAUUGUAUUUAGACUAUUUAUUUAACUUUUAAAUGCCUAUCUAGGAUCUAUAUUCUAAUUAAAUAUUCUCUAUUUUAUAAAUAAUAAUAAUAAGCCUAUACUGUAGUUGAAUUGGAUAUUUAAACCCUAAAAAAGGGGCCGACUAAUAAUUACAAUUAAUAUAGGCUGAUAUUAAUUUUAUAUUAGAGGUACAUUUGAGGGGGGGAAUUUACUAUCUCUUACUAUUCUUUAAAUGGUUUUCAUCCAUCUACGUGGAGCUACACAGAAUCACUCAGAGGCAACGCCUCAUUUGAAUUGCAUAUUAACAAUUUAACAUUACAAACACUCUUUUAGUAUCAAAAUCAGUAUGUGUUAUUCAGAGUUAAGUGGGUAUCUUUUCAUAUUCAAAGUGACAUCUGUGGCCAGUGUUGUUUUCUUUUAAUCAGGUAAAUGCAGACGAUGCUCCUAUACUUAUACUGUUUGCAGCAAAUAUUGUGUCUGUUCCUCCUCUCAUAUUAUAAUGUUAACUCCUGCAUGAGACACACACAUCUCUGCCUUGAUUGUUAAUAUCCACUUCAUUGUUUAACAACCUCCUUAGCUUGUUUGUAAUCAUUUUUGAUAUUCCAUGUGCCAUGUCUCUGAUCAUAUUCUAGCUCAGAUUCUAAUACAGCCCUUUGUUCAAACAAAUUAUUUUAUUUUCUUUCAAGUAGAUUUCUUCAAAUGAAGCUAAAUUGGCUUUGGUGGUUCAUCCAUCCCUACAUUUUUAUAAAUAGAUUUCAACAUUGCCUGAUUUGACUUGUCAAAAAACCCACAAACUCUUCACUGAGAUACUAAGGGUGACCUUUAAAUUUCUUUCUAGCAACUUGUAGAGGAACGUGUUUGACUUUUCACAUUCUAUAAAUUUUUUAAGAACUUCAGAUCAUAAUAGGAGCAGAAAUGCAUUGAAGGGCCGUUAACUAUAACUUGCUUUAUUCUCAAUUAGGAAGAUGCAUAUUUCACGAAAUCCUCGUUCCUCUCCUAUAGUGAUUUUGAAUUGCCUACGCUACAUCCAUACUUAAAAAGAGUAUAAUGCUUAUAAUGCUUUUGCCAUUCACCUUGUGUGUUGAAGAGCUAUAGUGGUCAUAAAUCAUCCAGGGAUGGAUGAGUUUCUCCUAUAAAUAUAAAAGCCAACUCGAGAGAUUCCUUGCAAUAAUUUCAGGGCUGCGUAGUUUGUUGUUGCCCAUUUGAAAAUUCCAUGAGUCUGUUCUUGUCAUCUUUUAAACUGCCCAUAACUAUUGAUUUGUACUUAUGAUGAUCAAGUGGUUGUUCUAAGUGGUAGUCAAUAAUCAAGUAAUAUAGAUUGGCUUUAAAAUAAGUAUGAAUUUGUGCUUGUUGGCUGACGAUGGUUUCUUGACAACACAUUCACUUUCUUGUUGAGUCUUCUUUCAGGCUUUUUCCUACUGUUUGCUAUAUAUUUCCUUAUCUUCCACCGGAGGGCAGUCCUCCCCCAUAUUACACUAGGGGUGAAGUAUACGAAUCCUCCCCAUAUUACACUAGAGCUGAAGUACGGUAUACAAAUCCUCCCCAUUUUACAGUAGUGGUGAAAGUAUAUAAUUAUAACUUUACCACUUAUGGAAUGAAUGAGUAUAGCAUGACUUAAUCAUAAUUAAUAUUCCUGUAGCAGGCAUCUAAGGACGGGGAAUGUCCACACAUGAUGAUGCAUCAAAAGUACAUGUUUUAUGUUGAAAAUAAUAAUAAUUUGUUUUUUUCCAAUUAUUUAGAGUCAGUACUUGAAGUGGAGAAGGACACAUUGGACGUCAACAUUCUCAGUAAAUGGCUUCUAUAGGGGAUGCAGCAGUAUCAAGAAAGUCUUAUUCUUCUUCUGACAAGAAAUCAGAUGAAAAGCCAGGUAAAUUGACAGUUGGAGAUGCAUGUUUCUUUACCAAGGGGAUAAUAAAAUGCAGCAUUAUGUAUUGGGUAGGUUGGGAGUGAUAUAAAUAUACAAUUAGAAACAUACUUGAAGCUUGGAAAAUGCUACGAUUUAUUGACCUAGGGCUAAUGUGGGUAAAUUAAUGUGUAGAACUUUGACAAUGAUCAAAAGGGGCAGAGACGUUAAAUGUAUUUUCCUAGAUGGGGCUAAUGUUAAGAUUAUAUCAUUAGAAAAUUAAAUGUCAUGUGCACAAUAGAAUUAAAUUUCAUGUUGCUUGUCGGCUAAUAUUUACCCAAUUUUUCAGAAGUCACACAACCAGCGGGUGGUUUUUUAUGGCGCAUGUCAAGUGGUUUGUUCAAUACAGCAACAGGAGCGGUCGGUUAUGGAGUGGGUGGUGUUAAGUGGGUCGCUGGAAAGACGAUAGAUGUCGGCUCCGCUGUUGCUCAUAAGACAAUGGACGCAGGUGCAGUGGUGGCAAGUAAACUUCCGUUACCGUCGGUGUCCGUGCCUUUUGUGACUAAGAAAGAUAAGAAGGAAUAAUGACGGAGGAGUUCACUUUUCAAUUAAUGUGCUUCAUUAAUGAGAUAAACUUUGAAAGCUUACAUUAUUAUAAGCUUAUGUCAGCUUGCCAAUACGAUGGGGAUUGGUAAGAGAAAAAGAGGAACACUUCACCACUGUUCUUUACAGAAAGUAGAAAAUGUCAUGAACAGAAGAAAGAAAUGAUAUUGCUUUUAGAAAUGAUAUUAUAUGGCCUUGAAAUGAGAUAUUUUUCAGUUAUUAUGCCAUAACAUAUUUCUUUAUUCCUUUUAAACAUUUUAUCCACUAACCCUCAUUAUUAUAUUACAAAAUUAUUUUACCUGAGCAGCGGCCACCUUCAAAUCAGUGCAAGUAACACAUGACUUAAUUAAACAUACAGAGAUAAUUUAUUUUGAAGAGUCAUUUCAUUUAGUAACUGCUCACAUCCAAGUAAUCUUGUACUACAAAUCAUCAAAUCCUAAGAUGUUUUUUCUGGAAGAAGUCUAUUUGUUUUUUUUUUGUGUGUAAAACUUGUUCUAUUCUGAUAUUCCUUGUUGAUAUAUUUUAAUUGGUACUAAAUGUUUUUCUUGUUGCAUAGCACUGGGAUGUUGUUGUAUAAUAUUAUGUCCCAAUAUGUUUCACAUUUGAUUACGUUAUAGUUUGGCUCAAUCCCUUUUCAGUGUAGUAACUCAUUUCCCUGUUAUGUGACCUGAACUCAUUAUUUUUUUCAUAUGUUUCCUAGAGUAUCAGUCCGUUUUAACCGUUUUAUUGCUGUGUUAAUUUCUUAGAUAGUCUUGAGAUACAUCAUCGUGUCAGCACAUAAAAUAUUUGACCCACUUGGUAUAGUUUUAUAGUUUUUAAGUCAUUGUGUAUUAUUUUAAUCCAUUUUUUAGGGAUUCUACUGUGACUAUGCCAAUGGCUUAUCCAGUUGGUUCUUAAUUUUAUUGUUUUCUUCAAUGAAUUCUCCUUGCUUGUGGAUUUCACUCAUUGUUUAUGGCCAUAGGUCAAUGCUUGCUUGUGCUGCAGUUUUGACUCUUUCUAACAAUGUGUCACAUUCUUCCUUUUCAACUGAGGUAUUAAGUACCAUUACUUUUCAAAAUAUUCUCUAUUUCUAUGCUUGCUUCCUUCCCCCUUCUCUAUUGCCAUCAUCAAAUGUAUUUUAAAAGUUGUCCAUCAAUGCUCCUUUUUGUUAGUCUAUUCUAGCUACUUAAAUAUUCAUAGGCCUGGGGUAAAAUGUCAUGUGCCUUUACAACCCAAGGCUUGUGUCCGAUUGUCUUUAAAACUCUUUUCUUUGACUACAGACUAUUCCAUUUUUCAUGUCAUAAGGUUUAUGAUGUUGGAGUUGUACGUAACAUUGUUCUUCCUAAAACUUAAUACUAAAUCAACAGACUAGUCAAAUCUAUUGUAAAAAUGUUUGAUCAAGAGUAGUUGAUAACUAUUAUUGUAAAUUUGAGUGACUCCAGCUGUGAGUGAAGUUGAAGAGUAGGAAGACUUCAUAUAAAUGCCUUUUUAGUUAAUAUCUUAACCAUUUAAGAGUUAAUGUUGAGUAAAUGAGCCAUUUCCUUCAGAUGUUCUCUCCUUGUUUAAACAUAAUUUUAUAAUGAACAGGAUUGGAUUUUUUAUUUUUGUUUAAACAUGGAUUCUGUUAAAUCAUUAUUAAAGUUGUCAUCAAUAAACCAUUGCAUUUAUAUAAACUUUUAGAUUGCCUUGUGCAAAAUUAUGUAUUUAUUUAACAGUUAUUUACAAGCAGAUAGUUAUAUUAUUAUUUGAGUUGACAUUUGUGCGAUAUUACACGUUUAUUCAAAUAGUUUGUGUUUUAUGAUUUUCUAAAUGUUAAGUUGUGAUGCACCACUGCUAAGUAAUCAUAAUCAAAUCUCAAAACCUCUUGAAAAGUUCUUUCCAUGAUAUGAGUCCUAAUUUGAUAUACAGCUUUUAAAUUUGGGUACUUGUAGUUCUGUGUGUUGGUGUUCAUAUUUUGAGAUUUACUUGCAAUCUAACACAGUUGAAAGGUUUUACUAACAAACUUAUCUGUAUAAUAAUGAUAAUAGUAUUAAUUAGUUAAAUAUGUUUAAAAUUUUUUAAAUACCGGUAUAUUAAAGCAAUGAUUUUAUGUUAAAAAUAUUUUUUUUUUUAAAUCAUUAAGAAUACAGUUUCCCUAAUUCAAUUUUUUAAGUUAAUUGCUUUUAACCCAAUUAAUUUAAGUUGAUUACUUUAAACCCAAGUAAUUUAACUUAAUUUCUUUUAACCAGAACUGAGUUAAAUAGUAUUAAUUUGAAAUUGUUUUGUUCAAAACACAACACAUUUGUUUGUUUGCCUCUACUAAUUCAAGCACCUAAUUAUUCUGACUAACUAGCACUACUAAUUUUUGUCAAUCUAUUCUUUUCUUUGUUCUUGAAGUAAUGUUAAAAUGUGGCAAAAAAAAUUCAGUACAGAUAAAACCAAGUAGAUAUUGUAUCUGCUAUUUGAGGUUGAUCCUUAAUCAAAAUUUGACUGUGCUUAUUUUUUGUAAUAUUCUUAAUUUAGACUUUUAAUGUCGACAGGUUUAGCUGUGCAUGGAAAAAUUAGCCAUACAAGUUUAUAAAAAAUAGAGUUAAGCAACCUUUUGUUCUACUUAUGUGUGUACAUAGAGCUUUGUUUUUGUUUCAUCUCUAAAUCCAAGUCAUCAAAUUUACUGUCUCAUGAGGAAAUGGUCAUUUUUCGUAAAUUAAAAAAAAAAAUGUCCUUACAUUAUAUUAUAUAGAGAAUGUUUCAAUGUGAUAUUUCAAACAGCCAUAUUUUAAAUUACAGAAAAUUAUUGAUUCCACUUUUCCUCUCAAGCUUUUUUUAAAAAAAUGUAACUAUGUUCUAUAUUAGUAAUUAAAGAUACUUAUCAAUGGGUAUCAGUAGGGAAGACAUUGAUUGAUUAAUUGAUUGGAUAUUUAUAUUGCGCUGGUAGUCAUGCUACUUUAGCAUUCUUACUGUGCUCUGGUGUUCUUAAAUCUAUUUAAACAAAAAAGACUUUAAAUGUUUUUUAAAUGAUUUUGUAUCAUUUUCUAAUCGCCUUAAAGAUUGAGCUUAAAGACAUCAAGAUUCAGGCAGUUAGUUAGCACAUCAGAGAAUAAAUAUUAUAUCUAGUUCUAGUCAUCUUAUAUUUUGCUGCACUGUGAAAUGCAUUGGCCAAAUAUUAAUUUCAGAAUUUCCCUUUCGGCCGGCCUGACUUUUCAUUUUCCAGGCCGUGUCAAAGGAUUGCUGUUGACUGCCAGUAUUUUUAAGUCAAUUUAGGCCGUCUGCUGCUCUUAUAUAUGUACAUGGGUAGGCUUGCCUGUUCUAUUAUUAACAUACAAAUAAAUGUAUUCUUUGUUGCAGAUUCUGCUGCCAAUAUGCAUACAUUUGUCAAGUCAAUCGUUUGGGGACCGAUAAAUAACUAUUGUUUUUGUCAUGCGCACAUAAAUAACUUUUUAAUUCCAUUCGGUCUGUGCACAUUAAUAACAAUUUAACUCCCAUUAGGUCUUUUUACAAUUUGACUUGAACUUAAACCCAGAAAAAUUUCAAAAUUAAUUUGUGUUUUUCAGGCUAAACAUUCAUUGUAUUCCCAUCAGUUGAGGUAAAUUUUCUGGAUUUCCUUUCAGUUUUGAAACCCUCAUUAGAACAUAAAACAUGGAGGACCAUAAAAUCAAACUAACUAAUGAAUAUAAUUGCAAUCAGGCUAGAUAUUAGUCUUGAGAAAAAGCCUUGUGUCAAUUUUAAAAUUUUUAUUAGAAAUUAUGUGUUCAUGUUCUUUAUACACAAUUUUCAAGUAUUAUCAUUAUUUGUUUUAUGAAUUUUAAAAAAUCUUCUUGAAAUGCCAGUAUGAGUGGAGGAGUGAUGGUUAAUGGAAUAAACUGAGUGGGAGUGUGACGGUUAAUGGAAUAAAUUUGAUAAGCAGUGAUGGCAGUUAGAUCCAAGUUUAAUUUGAUUGAAGUUUUAAUUUUAUGAAUGUUCAAAAAUAGAGCAUAAGUUGCUUUUUUAAGUUUGAGACACAUUGAUAUGUUUAAUUAAAUGUUUUAUUUUGAG
This is a messenger RNA of Lymnaea stagnalis (great pond snail), 7209 nucleotides long. NCBI's taxonomy places the organism in Eukaryota, Metazoa, Mollusca, Gastropoda, Lymnaeidae. The record is from the annotation of a GenBank genome assembly.